AUGUGUGGCCAAGAUCUAGAAGCCGAGGCGCCCCGCGUCUUCGGCGACGACUUCCCAUGGCACCUCGGCGUGUUUGACGUCCACAACCACAUUGGCGAACUCGCUCCAUUGGCCGACAGGAUACCCAGAAUGCGAUCCCGCGGAGUCGCCAUCAUGGCCACCCGCACGCAGGACCAGCCGCUGGUCGCCAAGAUGGCAGAAUCGUACGGCCUGAAAGAGGCGGGUCAGCUCUCGGCCGCGGAUGCCACGACUGUUGUCCCCGGGUUCGGCAGACACCCCUGGUUCUCGCACGAGCUGUACGAAGAUACCGUCGAGGCGCCAACCUUCUCACCGCCGGAGACUGAUGCGGGAUUGGAGGAGGCCAAGAUGGCGCACUACCGCGCCGUCCUCACGCCGCCGCCAGACGACCCGGCCUUUGUGGCGGACCUGCCGACCCCGGAGCCUUUGUCCGAGUUCAUCUCGGCGACCAGGGACAGGCUGAGGAGCCACCCACUGGCUAUUGUGGGCGAGAUAGGGCUGGACAAGCCCUUCCGCCUCGCGCGGCAGUGGGAACCCGGCGCGAAGGCUGCGCGGGCUCUGGCUCAUCCGGAUCGCACACCGGGGGGUAGGGGCCGCCGCCCCCUGAGCCGCCAUAACGUCAGCAUGGCGCACCAGAAGGUCGUGCUGCUGGCUCAGUUGAGGCUGGCGGGGGAGAUGGGCCGCGCGGUGAGCGUCCACGGCGUGCAGGUGCACGGGGUGCUGUUUGAUCUGCUGGUGGGCUGCUGGAAGGGCCACGAGCGGAAGGGCAAGACGUCGCGGCGAAAGAAGCAGCAGCUAGAGCCGGAUGGUCCCUCUUCUGAGACUGAGAGGGCCUCCUCGGCUGAUGGAAGGGAGGAGGCACUGCCGUACCCGCCGCGGAUAUGCCUCCAUUCGUUCAGCGGGAAGGCGGAGGCGGUGCGGCAGUACCUUAACCCCAGGUUCCCGGCGACGAUAUUCUUCUCGUUCUCCAAGUCGAACAACAUGCGGGAUGAGGCGGGGCGGGCGAAGAUGCGGGACGCGCUGGGCACGGUGCCGGACGACAGGGUGCUUGUCGAGAGCGACAUACACGAGGCCGGGGACAGGAUGGACGGCGACCUGGAGGACACGUACCGGGCUGUUUGCGCGUUCAAGGGGUGGACGCUCGAGGAGGGGGUGGGGAGGAUUGCGCGGAACUACAGACAUUUCAUCUUUGGGGAGGACGAGGAGGCUUCAUAA
Molecule: messenger RNA, 1233 nt
Organism: Clonostachys rhizophaga
Lineage: Eukaryota; Fungi; Ascomycota; Sordariomycetes; Hypocreales; Bionectriaceae
Source: the annotation of a GenBank genome assembly